Messenger RNA from Venustampulla echinocandica, 1083 nucleotides. RefSeq lists its product as uncharacterized. Lineage: Eukaryota; Fungi; Ascomycota; Leotiomycetes; Helotiales; Pleuroascaceae. The transcript has 3 exons. Gene Ontology annotation, molecular function: oxidoreductase activity. The coding region runs from base 1 to 1083 and encodes 360 amino acids. The record is from RefSeq and is a predicted model, not a curated record. Gene Ontology annotation, cellular component: cytoplasm.
AUGAUGGUACAUGCAUAUAUCAACAGAAUCACCAAGCAGCAUGACCUAGCGGCCGCAAAAGAACUCGCAAUAUUUCAACAGAAUCAAGUCUAUGCGAUGAAGGAAGUCGCACAGAAGGAAAACCUCGAUUGCGAUGCCGUCCUGACUCGUUGUUUUGAGACCUUUCUUUCGCAGUCGCAUGCGGAUGAAGAGAAACAGAUUUAUGACGAGGAGCUGGAUGCUGGGUUGGAUUUUAUUCGGGAUGUUGAUUAUGUAGGACCCAAAUAUGCUGAAAAUCUUUCGGGAGUCAAAAAUGCCAAAGGCGGGGUUACAACAACCGGUCUUCAACUCUGGCCGUAUAAAUUCGUCACUGGACUACUCGCCCGGCUAAUAGAGAGAAGCUCUAUAAACGUCCAAACUCACACCCUCGUCACUUCUAUCUCAAGUUCCCACGACGGCCAUUCUAUCGUCAAGACACCUCGGGGAAAUAUCCUUGCAAAAAAAGUCGUAUUUGCGACUAACGCCUACACCGCCGGAAUCUCCCCUUCAUUUUCCAAUAAGAUCAUUCCCAUCAAAGGUAUAUGCUCACACACCAGCGUUCCCAAAGAUACAGCGCACCCACCCCCACAUCUGAACCACACCUAUGGACUUAGUUAUAACGGCUACGGAGUCAGGGACUAUUUAAUCCCCCGACCAGACGGGGGCGUGAUCUGCGGAGGCGGCAGGGAGACAUUCGUCGAAGAUAAAAAACUAUGGUUUAACAAUUGGGACGAUAGUACGCUCCUCGAGCCGGCGCGGCAGUAUUUCGAUAAUAUCAUGCAAGAUAACUUUCGGGGAUGGGAAAAAAGCGGCGCGACGGUGGAUUAUCUCUGGACUGGCAUAAUGGGCCGUACGGCUGACGGCUGGCCACACUGCGGGAAAGUCCCCGGGCAGGAAAACCACUUUAUCUUAGCGGGGUUCAAUGGAGCUGGCAUGCCAGCUAUUUUUCUAACUGCGAAGGGGAUUGCGCGGAUGCUCCGCGAGGGGAUCCCGUUUGCGGAAACGGGGAUUCCUAGGAUCUUUAGGACGAGCGCGGAGAGGCUGAAAGAGGAUGUCACUGUGUGA